Molecule: messenger RNA, 1032 nt
Organism: Fusarium mangiferae
Lineage: Eukaryota; Fungi; Ascomycota; Sordariomycetes; Hypocreales; Nectriaceae
Exons: 1
Coding region: 1-1032 (343 amino acids)
Molecular function (GO): oxidoreductase activity
Source: RefSeq, a predicted model, not a curated record
AUGCAUAUUCUUGGUCUUUGCAAUGGCUCAAUUGAUGGGAACUCUGAGAUCCUACUCAAAGCAGCCUUGAAAGCUGCUACUGCCACAGACUCGUCACUUACUGUGUCGUGGAUUCAUGUGCCUUCAGUUGUACUACCAAGACAGCACCUGCCCUUCAGAUCUGAUCUAUCUCUGAUACCGCAUCGUCACGAUGGAAAAGAACUACCAUCCAGAAGAAAAGAGCCUGACGACCGUGAGGCAGUCUUUGAAGCAGUCAUGAACGCUGAUGCCAUCAUCAUUGCCACUCCGGUAUACAGCCACCAGCCUCCUGGAACCCUCAAAGCUCUUGUGGACGCCGUCCUCGGACCUUACGCUGAUGUAUGCAUGGACCAUGACUUGAAACGUCGACAGGAAGCUGGUGAUAAGUCUGUAAAAAACUCGAAUGUGGAUCCGCGAGCCGUCAAGCCUCGUGUGGCUGGGUUUAUUGCGGUUGCUGGUUCUGACCCUACAUUCCCGGAGCAAUGGACAAUGGCUCUACCCACAAUGCAGACUUGCGUAUACUCCAUACGUUCCCGUGUGAUUGACCAAGUUGUAUUGCCUGGGUACGCAAAUCCGGGAGCCGUCUUAGCGGAUUCAGGAACUGCUCUUGGGCGUGCCGAGCUGCUGGGCCGUCGCGUGGCUAGUCAGAUGGGAAAGCCAUACGAAGAGGCCCAGUAUCUUGGGCCUGAAGAGAACGGCAGUUGUCCUUACUGCCAUCUUCUCAAAAUUGAGUUUCGAGAGGGAAACAAUAUCUCUUGCGUCGUAUGUGGCGCAAAUGGCAUCCUAGAACUGGGACCCGAGGGCACUAUUCGGCCGAAGUGGGAAAAAGACUCUGCUGUUAGUUGCCUAACACUCGAGGGCCAAUUACAACACAGAUACGACAUCCGAGAUAAACUCAGCUUGGAGGAACCAAAGCUCGCAUCUAUUUCUUCUGACUUUGCUAAGUGGAAAAGCUUGGAAUUCCCUCGAGUCCCUUUGCCUAGCAUCCAAGAAAGUAUUACAGGGCGUCUUUGA